AGAAGCUGCAGUUUUAGUUGCUAAUCCUAACCUUGAUUUCAUCAGAUCGUAUCAGCCAACUUUGUAGUAACUGGAUCAACCUGAGUUGACGAGGCCAUUACCUUCUGCUGGAUGUGAAUUAGGCAAUGGAAUCUGUGUCAAAAUACAAUGUAUACCGAUUCUGAAAAGCCGACUCAGACUUCUGAUGACUCGCACGUUUUUUGUUGGGGAUGUCAAACUCAUCUUGCAAUACCAUCUGCCGAUGGGGUUCAAGCCCCCAUCUUUAAGUGUGGAUGGUGUGGUGCGAUCAGCCAGCUGGACAGCUCGGGGAAAAGGAGGCGGGAGGCGCACCCUUUCGACAAGCUGAGAAGUGUCCUGCCGGCGCUUCGAGCCGCAUUUGUGGGCUUUGUGGUGCUGUUGCUGUUUUCCGUCCCCUUUUUCGGAUUCAUUUUUCUGCUGCCCAACCUCUUCUCCGGGCUUCCACUGGCGUUGCACUUGACUUGGUCCCUGCUCCUUGCAGCAAAUACGUACUUCAACUUUGCUGCAGCAGUGCUGCGCCCACCAGGGCCAGUGGAAUUCGAAAUGCCUCAGACCAACACACCCGUGGGGAAGGGCGCAUUUGACAACUGCAUGUUUUGCACUCACUGCCGGCAAGUGAAGCCUCCGCAGGCUCAUCAUUGCAGUCGAUGCACGACAUGCGUAAUGGACAUGGACCAUCACUGUCUCUUCUUGAACAACUGUGUCGGCCGCGGCAACAUCCGCCACUUCAUCCUCUUGCUUGUCUUUCUAUUUUGGAGCUGCACAUACACAUUUUUGUUGUGCUGUGCCCUCCACUGGCGCCGCUGGGAUGAAGCAGCAAUGACUUGGCAAAGGCUGUUGCUGCCCAUUGCCAAGAGCAAACGCUACUGGGAGGCGAUCCUUGUAACGCCGAGGUUUCUGCUGGUGGCACCUGCAUGGCAAGCAGCCGUGACUUACCUGAUGUCACUCACGGGCGGGUCCUGCGUGGGAGUCACGAUCCUCCUGGCUUCACAACUCCGGCUGAUCGUGCGAGGGCAGACUUACAUUGAGUCUUUGGCGGCGGCACCCAGCCAUGGUGGUGACUGGCAAGCUUCUCUGCGGCGUAUCUUUGGCAGCGAGCACCCGAUCAAAUGGUUCACGAUGCGCUGGUACCCACCGCCGGGCGCUGUUCAAGCAAAGAAGGGUGACUGAUGGACACAUGCUCGAUAAUGACGUUCAUCAUGCACUGCAGCUGGCAGCAGAGAAAAGAUCAUGAUCAACCCUGUGUUGCUCAUUGGGUGCAUGCACCCGUGUACAGUUGACCGCCAAGUACGAAUGCUAGCUUACCACGGAAGUUUCUGGGGGCCUUCAGGCGCAUGUUGCUGUACCCUGUUGUAAAAUUUGCAGCUGAAUUGCC
Molecule: messenger RNA, 1393 nt
Organism: Coccomyxa subellipsoidea C-169
Lineage: Eukaryota; Viridiplantae; Chlorophyta; Trebouxiophyceae; Coccomyxaceae
Product: zf-DHHC-domain-containing protein
Exons: 7
Coding region: 148-1188 (346 amino acids)
Molecular function (GO): palmitoyltransferase activity
Source: RefSeq, a predicted model, not a curated record